This is a messenger RNA of Momordica charantia (bitter melon), 1366 nucleotides long. RefSeq names its product protein TIFY 10B. Gene Ontology annotation, biological process: response to wounding; regulation of jasmonic acid mediated signaling pathway; regulation of defense response. Gene Ontology annotation, cellular component: nucleus. NCBI's taxonomy places the organism in Eukaryota, Viridiplantae, Streptophyta, Magnoliopsida, Cucurbitales, Cucurbitaceae. The record is from RefSeq and is a predicted model, not a curated record.
ACGUGCUUCAACUCCUCAUUUUUUUAUUGCUAAGUAAUAAUUUUCAAAGCCAGAAGAGAGAGAGAGAUACCAAUUUCUUCCUCUAUCGCUUAUCAGGCGGAACCAUGGCGGAAGCUUGACCUGUCAUAUUCCCAAUCUUUUCUAUCGCCGCCGCUUUGCCUCCCGGCGCACGGCGGUUCUCUGUCGCUGGCGAAGCCUCAUGCCCUUUUUUUAACUCUGGAUUAGAUUCAGCAACCACCCUGAUUUUUAGGUUUUUGAUUCAUUCAUCUUGUUCUAGUUUUUCUUCUUUCUCCUCAUGUCGAAUCCAUCGGACGCCGGCGGAGGUGGGAGAUUCUCCGACCGGCAGCAGCUGGCGAAGCUGCUGGAGAAGUCGAAUUUCGCUCAGACCUGUAGCCUUCUGAGCCAGUUCUUGAAGGAGAAACGGGGUCUAGCCGAUUUGAGCUCCGAUAAAGCUCCGAGAAAGAAGCCUAGAGAUGAGCAGGAAAGGACCAAGCCGACGCCGCCUCCCCUGCCGUCAGCGACGAAUACGGCGAAUUCUUCCGACACUACGCGGCAGCAGAAGGAUAAUCUGCCGAAGUUCGUCGGAUUUCCUCCGCCGGGCCUCUCCAACAACGCCACCACCAAGGGCGAGUUCAGGAGGCCGUCCACACCGGAGCCGGCCACCGCCCAAAUGACCAUAUUCUACGCCGGAAAAGUGUUGGUGUACGAUGAUUUUCCAAACGAAAGGGCCAAGGAAAUCAUGGCGUUGGCCGACAAGGGAAACCGCAGUACCACCACCGCGGCCGCUCCCGCCGCCACCGUCGCCCCUGCCGCCGCCAACAUAUUUGGUUCUUCUUUGGAGAAAACUAACAGCAACUCUCUCGCCGGGGAGCUAAAUGUGGAGUCCAAAGUUCAAGCCGCAGGACCGGCGAAGCCUGCGCCGGAGCAGCAACCGAGACCGCAACCGGAAGCCAAAAAUUCUUCUGAUUUGCCUAUUGCCAGGAGGGCUUCGCUUCACCGAUUCCUUGAGAAGAGAAAAGACAGGGCUGUAGUAAGAGCACCAUACCAAGUGAACCACCAGCCAGAGGGUUCUUUCAAAGCAAGUGGAAGCAGCUCGGGUAAUGAGCCAGGGCCUGAGCCUGAAGCCGAAGCUGAAGAAAAUUUCCCAAGGCAUCUGGAUCUCAACUUAUGACUUGCUUUUAUUUUGAUGCAUAGUUCUAGUUCAAUUGUUUGCUCUCCAAAUUUGGUUGCUAUAUUAUAUCAUAUUAUAUAUUACACUCAGUUAAAUGCCUCUCUAACAAACAAUAUUCCAAUGUAUCAUUUUCCCUAAAGAAGUUCUAAAUGCAAUGUGAAAGAGUAGUCCCUUUCUACUCUAUCUUUAUAUUUA